UUAAUUUGUAAAAUCAUAACCUUAUUUGAUGUUUAAUAGGCCUUUCCUUAAUCCCUUCUUAUUAUCCAAGAUAUUCGCUUAUCUAAGCUCCUGCCGGCCCGUUUAGCUUGGACAAGUGAGACUCUACUGUAUAUGGAGAAACUAAGCAAGGAAGGUUUAGAUAUCUGUGGGGGGAAAGAAUUCUUGUCUGUUUGAGGCCAGUGUGAAUGUUGUAAUGAAUCACCUUGAUUAGCAUUAAAUGGCCUUGCAAGCUUCAUGUCCUGGCCUGGGGGAAUUCUUUGUUCAGUCGUUAGCUGCCCGAUUGAUUCAUGUCUGGAAUUCCUCUGUUUUCAGAGUGUUGUUCCUUAUUUACUGUUCUGAUUUUGGAGUUUUUUUAAUACUGGUAGCCAGAUUUUGUUCAUUUUCAUGGUUUCCUCCUUUCUGUUGAAACAAUGUUUUUUUCAAUUUUUGUUACAUCGUGUCAUUUGGCUGUAGGUUCGCUUCCUUCAAUGAUAAUCUAUUUUUAAAUGAUCCCUGGGCACACGAGGCCCUAUCCUGAGCCCCCUGACCCUGAGGGCGCCUCUCUCCUGGCUCCUUCUCUCUGCACAUGCUCAGAGGCACGCUUGCCCCUCUAGAGGCGACUGGGCGGCGCAAAGCAAAGGAGGCGGCCCUCAAGCGAAGAGUAGGCCCCUCCUUCCAGGGCUGGGCUCCUCCUCUGUCAAGCCGGGCUGGGCUUCAGGUGGGGCCCCGGCUUGCACAAAAAGCAGGAGGAGGAAGAGGAGGAGGGAAAAGGACAAGAACAAGAGGAGGAGGAGGAAUCAUUUGGAUCCCUGUGAGUCCGAGUGCGAAAUAGGCACGGGUUGAGCCCCACUAAAUGAAACCGCACCAACACCUUCUUCUGAUGAUCUGGAUCAUUGAGGUGCUCCAUCACCCUUUAGGUUGACCACACCGCACUGGCCAACACCGUUGUAUUGGCACAAGAGACAGCCGAGCCAUGGCGACAGCCCAACCCGCGACCCCCUGUCAGGACAUGACAUGGAGGGUUCUGACCCUCUGCAGCCCCCCACACUAGGCACAUCCUGCCAGAAUAUGGGGCGGGAGGCGUGCUCCUUGGAGGGCGAAGGCUCGGCCGUAGGGGGUUUGCUCCUGCUUGCGCUGAAUGGGCAUCGGGAGCCCAAGCGGCGCCGGCUGGACAAUGGAGAUUCCGAGGGCGAAGGGGCGUCCAAGCGUCACCGGGGCCCUGAUCCGGUGGAGAGCCAUGUCCCUGUCCACCGGCUAGCCUUGGACUACGUGGUGCCUUGUAUGAACUUUUACGGGAUUUGCGUCAAGGACUCUUUUCUUGGGGAGGCCUUGGGGGGCCAGAUCUUGGCCGAAGUGGAAGGUCUCAACCGCAGCGGGAAGUUCCGCGAUGGGCAGCUGGUGAGCCAGAAGACGGUGCCCUCCCGCAGCAUCCGGGGAGACCAGAUCGCUUGGGUGGAAGGCCAGGAGCCCGGCUGCCAAGCGAUUGGGACGCUCAUGGCGCGUAUCGACGAGCUCAUCAUGCAUUGUGCCGGCAAACUGGGCGAGUACAAUAUUAAUGGCAGGACCAAGGUCCAUGGCGGCAUCUUGCAAAUCUACCCGCAGGGUCGGGAGGUGGUGGCCAACAUUGAACCCAUCUUUGACCGGCUGCUCAUCUUCUGGUCUGACCGACGCAACCCGCAUGAAGUGAAGCCAGCCUAUGUUACAAGGUACGCCAUCACAGUCUGGUAUUUUGAUGCCAAGGAGCGGGCAGAAGCCAAAGACAGACACCAGCUGGCCUGUGCUCAGACGGGAGAACCUGCUCUGGCGACUCAAACCAACGGACCCACAUGACCGACGUCCGGGAAUACCACCGAGACCUGAAUGCCAGAGUUGCCCCUUUCUUUGGCCAUUUCAAGCUGCCCGUUGCCGCUGCUGCUACCGCCGCUGCUGAAGUUGCUGCUGUUCCUUUCCAACCCUGGCCGGAGGCAAUCUGGUCCCUAACCCAGGAGGAAGAGGAAGGGGAGGAGGAGGAGAAAGGUGGGCCCUGAGGAGGAAGGGUGUGCACACCUGUGUUUGUGUGUGCUUAAGUUGCAUGAGCAACGUAGUCUCUAGGGGUGGCCUCUCUGUUAAGGCCUGUUUUGCAUUUCUUCCUAUGACCAAGAUGCCUCCAAUUUAUAAGGUGGCACCUCGGCCAUUUACAGAUCUCCACCAUGCUCCGUUUCCCCCUAUAAUACUGCUCUCUUUGCUUGUUUUUGCUCACUUGAAUCCAUCUUGAGUCUUCAGAGAGCAUGAGAAGAGGGAAUAGGGCAGAGCAGGGCAAAAAUGGCUGUGGAGGGGCACUUUUAAACCUAGUUUGGAUGGAGGGAUGGGGGAAUAAGAAGGUGCCGUGGUUUGGACUCUGAGAUGGGAUGGAAUAAACAUUAUCUCAUGAAAAAAA
Messenger RNA from Anolis carolinensis (green anole), 2416 nucleotides. It is a transcript of the gene egln2, whose product is annotated as egl-9 family hypoxia inducible factor 2. The record is from RefSeq and is a predicted model, not a curated record. Bases 1015 to 1830 code for a protein of 271 amino acids. The transcript has 5 exons. Gene Ontology annotation, biological process: peptidyl-proline hydroxylation to 4-hydroxy-L-proline; cellular response to hypoxia. Gene Ontology annotation, molecular function: L-ascorbic acid binding; peptidyl-proline 4-dioxygenase activity; ferrous iron binding. NCBI's taxonomy places the organism in Eukaryota, Metazoa, Chordata, Lepidosauria, Squamata, Anolidae. Gene Ontology annotation, cellular component: cytoplasm; nucleus.